Messenger RNA from Cordyceps fumosorosea ARSEF 2679, 2412 nucleotides. RefSeq names its product sulfate permease 2. Bases 1 to 2412 code for a protein of 803 amino acids. NCBI's taxonomy places the organism in Eukaryota, Fungi, Ascomycota, Sordariomycetes, Hypocreales, Cordycipitaceae. Gene Ontology annotation, biological process: transmembrane transport. The transcript has 9 exons. The record is from RefSeq and is a predicted model, not a curated record. Gene Ontology annotation, molecular function: transmembrane transporter activity; protein binding.
AUGGCCUCAAUGCAGCCCGCCAGUCCUUUUGCGAUUUUCGCCAUCUUCACUGGCCUGGCUUUCAUGGUUAUCUGUAUUGCUCUGGACCGCUCCAUCGUCGCGACCGCCAUCCCGAAAAUCACGUCCGAAUUCCACUCCCUCCCCGACGUCGGCUGGUACGGCUCGGCGUACCUCAUGACCACCUGCUGCCUGCAGCUCUUCUUCGGCAAGCUCUACGCCGAGUUCCAGGUCAAAUGGGUCUUCCUGUCGGCGCUCGUCAUCUUCGAGGUCGGCUCCGUGAUUUGCGCGGCGGCGCCCAGCUCGGUCGUGCUGAUUGUCGGCCGCGCCAUUGCCGGCGCUGGGUGCGCGGGCCUCAUGUCCGGCGCGUUCAUUUUGUUUCGUUUCUUCAUCCCCGUGAAUGAUCUUCCCAAGUACACCGGUGCGUUGGGUGGCAUGUCGGGCAUUGCGCAGGUCAUCGCCCCAACUCUAGGAGGCGUCUUUACAGACAAGUUAUCUUGGAGAUGGUGCUUCUGGAUCAACCUCCCCAUCGGCGGCAUCACCUUCCUCGUCAUCCUCCUCCUCGUCCACGUCCCGCCCGAGACCAAGGUCAUCGCCGGCAGCCACAGCCUCCGCGACUUCAUCUCCCGCUUCGACCUCGUUGGCACGCUCCUCUUCAUCCCCACCAUCGUCUGCCUGCUGCUGGCACUACAAUGGGGGGGCGUCCGGUACGACUGGGGCGAGUGGCGCAUCGUGCUGCUGCUUGCCCUCUUCGAGGUGCUGCUCUUCGCCUGGGCGGUGUCGCAGUACCUGCAGGGCGACCGCGCGACGGUGCCACUGUCGAUGAUCAAGCAGCGCUCGCUGGCGGGCGGCGCGUUCUUCGUGUUUUGCUUCUUCGCGGCCUUCUUCGUCAUCACGUACUACGUGCCGAUCUGGUUCCAGGCAGUGCGCGGCGCGUCGGCGUACGCGUCGGGGAUCAACAUGCUGGCGGCGAGUGCUGCCAUGUCGGUGGCGGUGAUUGGCUCCGGGUUUAUCGUUACCAGAGUCGGAUAUUAUGUGCCAAACAUGAUUGUUUCCGUGAUUGUGACGUCCAUUGGCUGCGGUUUGGUGUACACGUUUGAUCGCCAUACAAGCACCACUACAUGGGCGGCAGCAUUGGUUGUCACCGGUCUGGGAAUCGGCCUCGGCAUCCAACAGCCCCUCAUCGCGGUGCAGACCAUCUUCCAGGACGCCGAGCUCGCCGUCGCCACGAGUAUCGUCAUCUUCCUGCAGAGCCUGGCCGGCACCGUUUUCAUAUCGGUGGCCCAAAAUGUCUUUCAGGGCAAGGUGCAGGACGUCAUCCGGCAAAGCCUCCCCGACGUCGACCCGGCCGACGUCCUUGGUGUCGGUGCGUCCGAUCUUGGAGUGGCCAUGGGCAGAAAGUAUCCCGAUAAGCUGGGCGCCAUCCUGGACUCGUACAAUGAUGGCCUUCGCUCCGUGUUUCUCAUCAGCGUCGUGUUGGCGUGCGUGAGCAUCGUGUCUCUUCCGUUGAUGGAAUGGCGGAGCGUCAAGAGCACUGAGAAGCCGGCGCAGGAUGGCGAGAUCCUGGUCGGCAUUCUAUCUCAUCUGCCUGUCAAGGAGUUACUCAAAACGAGCUUACUCUGCCGCCAACUAUACUCCCUGGCAGUACACACCUUGCAGCAGCGCCUACUCGCCGUCUCCUCCAUCCCGGGACACGAGCUCAUCCUCGAGAGCUUCCACCCGAGCCGCAAGCUCACCACGCCGUACCUCACCUGCCGUCCUCUAGGCACACGUCAUCCCACCGACUGCGACCCCUCCUCCUCCGCCUCCGCCGGCACCGGCCCCGCUAGCCUCGGCCGCGUCUGCCAGCUGUACGCGUCGUUCCGGCCUGUCGUGACGGAAGAGAACCGCCGGCGGCGGUUCCGCAUGGUCUGGCCAGUGUCCAUCGGCAGCAGCAGCAAGGACACGGACCUUGACGAGGACGUGCCGCUCGACGACGAGGUGCAGCUCGACGACGGCGUGCGCUUCUCGCAGCUCUGCGUCGUGCUCAACCUCGUCACGCGCGGGCGCUUCGUCACCCACCACACCGUGAGCGAGCACGUCGUGCGCGUGUUUCGCGGGUGGCUGGACGACAUGGCCGGCAGCAGCGGUCGCGCCGGCGACGACGAGGGCAAAAUCCCGCUCUCGUCGGAGCGCCUGCUCUGGGUCGAUCCGGGCAAGACGAUGGCGCUGCGGUUCCGCGUCGCGCCGGGACCGGCCGAGAGGAUGCCCCUGCUUUCUGUGCCAGGGGAAGAGGAGCUGGCCAGAUCCUACACGCUGACGUAUCAAGAACUUUUGAUACGCUCAACAAGUCUGCUCAUGGCCGUCGAGGCAUCUGCGAGCAAGGAGAUGGAGCCGUCGCGAAACUCCAUCAUCCUCGCAUCCACUGGAUCAUAA